Molecule: messenger RNA, 2373 nt
Organism: Pyrus x bretschneideri (Chinese white pear)
Lineage: Eukaryota; Viridiplantae; Streptophyta; Magnoliopsida; Rosales; Rosaceae
Product: L-type lectin-domain containing receptor kinase IX.1
Exons: 1
Coding region: 172-2283 (703 amino acids)
Biological process (GO): protein phosphorylation
Cellular component (GO): plasma membrane
Molecular function (GO): carbohydrate binding; ATP binding; protein kinase activity
Source: RefSeq, a predicted model, not a curated record
CAAUGACAUUUCAGCAAAAGAAAACUUGCACUACCGCUAAAUUGGAGCAAGUCAAAGUAUUUUGAUUUGAAUUGGUAAACAAAGGGGGCUGCUGAAAAAAAAAAAUUAAACCAUACAACUUGUGCUGUAUUUUAAGAUGAUCCCAGUUUAAUCUGUAAAAGCAUUACAAACAUGGUGGUUGUCCUUCUUCUUCUCAAACUUCUCUUGUUUCAGCUACUCCCUUGUGCAACUCCGUUGUCCUUCAACUACCCCUUCUUCUCAAACGGCCCCACUACUUUAUUUAUCGAGGACUAUGCUUUCGUCGCCGACAAGUCCCUCCGACUGACCAAAAGCACUGCCGGCAACGGACUGGACCAAAGCGUAGGCCGAGCCACCUACUCUCAACCCUUCCUCCUCCGCGAGAACGCCACCGGAAAACUCGCUGAUUUCACCACAAACUUCACAUUUUCCAUCGACUCCGAAGGCAAAACGCCCUACGCCGACGGACUCGCCUUCUUUUUGGCGCCAAACGGGUCCUUACUCAACCCCACAAUAGGCCUAGGCGGCUCUCUAGGCCUCCCCGUCAUAAACCCUCCAAAUAACGAGUCGACGAAUCUGUACCCCUUUGUGGCAGUGGAGUUUGAUAUCUACAGGAAUGACGUCACUUCCAUCAAAGAUCCUGACGGCGAUCAUGUAGGUAUUGACAUCAACUCUGUCAAGUCUAAAGUGACAAAGCCUUGGAAUGGAUCCAUUACAAACGGAGAGGAAAAUACUGCUCGGAUUCGCUACGAUUCUGGAUCAAAAAAUCUUAGUGUUGUUUACACUAGUUUUGUAAAUGGUGUCCAAGUAAGGGAGUAUCUUGAUUACAUGGUUGACCUGAAUGAGUACUUGCAGGGUUAUGUUGUUGUUGGGUUCUCUGCCGCUACAGGGGCUGUCACGUCUAUACCUAUAAUCAACACAUGGAGUUUUAAUUCUACAGAACUGCGCGAUGAGCCGCCGCCAGUGGUUCCUGUGCCAGAGCCGAACCCCAUUGUUGAGCCCGAUCCGGGAAAUGGGGUCAACGUCGGACUUGUUGUUGGGUUGGUUGUUGGUGGGUGUGUGCUUUUGGUUGGUGGGUUGGUUUUGGUUUGGUGCAUUUGUUGGAGAAAGGGCAAAACAGGGGGAAGUAGUGAUGAUGAGGAUCCUAUGGUGAACGACUCGAUCGAUGAGGAAUUCGAGAAGGGGACGGGCCCGAAGAAGUUUUCGUACAAGACAUUGGCUCAAUCCACGGGUAAUUUCGAUGAGGGAGAAAAGCUUGGAGAAGGAGGAUUUGGUGGGGUUUAUAGAGGGUUCAUAAAGGACUUGGACUCGUAUGUUGCUGUUAAGAGGGUGUCAAGUCGGUCUAGACAGGGGAUGAAGGAGUACGCGGCAGAAGUAAGGAUCAUCAGUCGACUUAGGCAUCGGAAUCUGGUGCAACUAAUCGGUUGGUGCCAUGAAAAAGGAGAGCUCCUGCUUGUUUACGAGUUCAUGUCCAACGGAAGCUUAGAUUCCCAUUUGUUCAAACCGAAAACGGUGUUACAUUGGGAGGCAAGAUACAGAAUUGCUCAAGGCUUAGCAUCCGGGUUGUUCUAUCUACACGAAGAAUGGGAGCAAUGUGUGCUGCACAGGGAUAUUAAAUCGAGCAAUAUCAUGCUGGAUUCGAAUUUCAACGCCAAACUUGGGGAUUUCGGAUUAGCUCGACUUGUGGAUCAUGGAAAACAAUCGCAAACCACGGUUCUGGCUGGAACCAUGGGAUACAUGGCUCCGGAAUGCGUUACCACAGGAAAGGCAAGCAAGGAAACAGAUGUCUACAGCUUCGGAGUUGUAGCUUUGGAGAUAGCAUGCGGGAGAAAACCCAUUGAUCCAAAGUUUGGAAGGACUCAAAUUAACAUGGUGGAGUGGGUUUGGGAGCUUUAUGGAGAAGGGAAAAUCAUUGAAGCAGCUGACCCUAUAUUGUGUGGAGAGUUUGAUGCGAAACAGAUGGAGUGUUUGUUGAUUGUUGGGCUGUGCUGUGCUCAUCCGGAUUACAUGAUGAGGCCUUCGAUACUACAAACCAUUCAAGUACUUAACUUCGAAGUUCCGUUGCCCACUCUCCCAUCAAAGAUGCCGGUGGCCAGCUACGUAUCUCUUCCGGUAUCAUUUUCAAUCUCGUCGAGUUACAAUACUGAUUUGGAAAGACGUCAGACUGAGUCUUCGGGUCAUGGUUACAACACCAACUCCUCACAAUUCACCUCAUCUUCUGCAUCCAAUUCUUCUCCAUCAGCCUCACUUUUGUAUACAAGAUAAAUUUAAACUCGCUCUGUUAUUCAAAUAUAUACAUUUGUGUGUAAUACGUAUUUUAUAGUGAGCAUCUUUAAGUAAAUAUGUUAGACGACA